Aspergillus pseudonomiae is the source of this 987-nucleotide messenger RNA. RefSeq names its product KxDL motif-containing protein. Gene Ontology annotation, cellular component: BLOC-1 complex; endosome. Bases 160 to 705 code for a protein of 181 amino acids. The transcript is spliced from 3 exons. The record is from RefSeq and is a predicted model, not a curated record. Gene Ontology annotation, biological process: endosome organization; regulation of protein localization. NCBI's taxonomy places the organism in Eukaryota, Fungi, Ascomycota, Eurotiomycetes, Eurotiales, Aspergillaceae.
CUCCACCAUUUGGUGUAAGUCAGGCAGAUUCUAAACCCAUAUAACUUCCUUGGAUUGCGGAUAUUGCCUCUUGUGCCUACCCUCUAGCCUUGUCCAUCAACAGUUGUCGUCUUGCAUACCCUGCCGGCUUCGACUCUUCGAGCAACACAACCUAUCACCAUGGCGACUCAGCAUUAUCAAGCUCCCCCGCUUCCCAUCAAUGUUCCCUCCAAGGCACCCGCUCCUGUCAAUCUAUAUCCUAUCAGCCGUGUCUCAGGAUCCCCGCCAGAUGUAUCUGACACCAGCACGACGGCGGGCAGUCGCACAUCUGCCGGCUUCAGCUACGGCUCUGGGAGUAUUAGUGGCGACUACGAGUCGAGUUCUGCGUCGUACUCUGGUGUCGACGUUGUCGAUGUCUUGAGUGACCGCAUGCAGAACGUGUUUGACCCCACACCAUUGGAUAAGGGGCUCGCAAGACAGGCACAGGCUUCCGGACAGCUGAAUGCCAAACAACGUGAACUUCUCGAAUUGCAAGCUCUCGCACAGCGACGACUGAAAGGCGUACGUGCCAACUUCUCUGACGGCAUCAAAGUAGCCCGAGAGACUAAGAGGGAUCUUGAAUGGACACAGAAGCGAGUGAGUGCUUUGAAGGCAAAAGCUGAGGCUGUGCAUCCCGACGAAUACCGACGAGCGACGAAGAAGUAUACUUAUGACGACGAUUACUGAACUCAUUGCAGCGAACAGCUGCUAAUAUCCACAUUUCGUUCACCUUUCACUUCCUUCUUGGCUAUUGGGGGGAUAAUUUGUUUUUAUGCGGCAACGACUUUCCGUGAAAAUUGCUUCCAGAACUUGGGCCAGGUGUGCUUGCUUAUCUCGUCAUCGAGUUGUUUGGGAUCCGUGGGUUUUAUGGGAUGGUAUAUAUGGGGUCUUUCACGAUUUCACAAUGUUGUAUAUUGGGCGUCCUUUUACCGGUAGCGAUAUUAUUUUGAUGGAAUGCACUCGGGAUUU